GGUGUAGCUGCCAUGGCGCCAUACUUCAUUGUCUGCGCGUUGGUAACGCUCAUCGCUAGGUGCAGGGAGCUGGUGGUGUGCUUCUGGUUGCUGGGGCACAUUCUCAACGAGGCUCUAAACUUCUUCCUCAAGCGUCUCUUCAAGGAGCAACGCCCGCCUGGCGCCCCAGCGGUGGGUUUUGACGGGCAUGGGAUGCCGUCGGCGCACUCUCAGUUCAUGGGCUUCUACCUUGUUUUCUCCGCAGCCGUCAUCCUCCUGCGGAUCAAGAACGUCUCGAUGGUGUACAAGCUGCUACCCAUCGCCUUCAACCUGCUCCUCUCCGGCGCUGUUGUCUUCGGCAGGGUGCACUUGGGCUUCCACACGGAGGCGCAGGUGAUCGUCGGUCUGUGCGUUGGUGUCCUCUUCGGGGGCUGCUACUACACUCUCCUCCACUUCCUCAUCUUCCCGCGUUUCUCGGACAUGGCGGCAUGGGGGAUCUCAAGGUUCCUGAUGCUGAGAGACUGCAAACAUGUUGACAACGUCAUUCAGAGCGAGUACGACUUCUACACGUCGAGGCAGAAGAAGAGAGGGUAGUGCAAGGACUCAGAUUACAACGCAUUCCAUCCCACAGCCUUCGUCCUUGCUCCCUCCUCCCUCCUCCCUCCUCUGUAGGACCAUUGUCCCUCGUUCUCCACCCUCCUCUCACAAAAUCUCAAGA
Guillardia theta CCMP2712 is the source of this 697-nucleotide messenger RNA. RefSeq lists its product as hypothetical. The record is from RefSeq and is a predicted model, not a curated record. The coding region runs from base 13 to 573 and encodes 186 amino acids. The transcript has 6 exons. Gene Ontology annotation, molecular function: sphingosine-1-phosphate phosphatase activity. NCBI's taxonomy places the organism in Eukaryota, Cryptophyceae, Pyrenomonadales, Geminigeraceae.